Messenger RNA from Peromyscus eremicus (cactus mouse), 1351 nucleotides. It is a transcript of the gene Cdc42ep1, whose product is annotated as CDC42 effector protein 1. The coding region runs from base 78 to 1262 and encodes 394 amino acids. NCBI's taxonomy places the organism in Eukaryota, Metazoa, Chordata, Mammalia, Rodentia, Cricetidae. The transcript has 2 exons. The record is from RefSeq and is a predicted model, not a curated record.
GAUCCCUGAACCCAGCCCUGCCGUCUUCCCUGGCCCCGAGGUGGGCAUGGACCAACAGUUGUGAGCAGCCAAAGCUGAUGCCCGGCCCCCAGGGGGGCACAGGAGCCCCCGCCAUGAGCCUGGGCAAGCUGUCUCCUGUAGGAUGGGUGUCCAGUUCCCAUGGGAAGAGGCGGCUGACAGCAGACAUGAUCAGCCCCCCACUCGGGGACUUCCGCCACACCAUGCACGUGGGUCGUGGUGGGGAUGUCUUCGGCGAUACUUCCUUCCUCAGCAACCACGGGGGCCGCUCUGGAAGCACCCACCACCGCUCACCCCGAAGUUUCCUGGCCAGGAAGCUCCAGCAGGUGCGCAGGGUGGGGGUGCCGCCUCGAAGGAUGGCUUCCCCAACGGCACCCUCGCCUGCCCCACCUGCCAUCUCCCCCAUCAUCAAGAAUGCCAUCUCCCUGCCCCAGCUCAACCAGGCCACCUAUGACAGCCUGGUGGUGGGCAAGCUCAGCUUUGACAGGAGUCCGGCCUGCUCCACGGAUGGCCACUCUGGUUAUGGCCUCGAUUCCGGGUUUUGCACUAUCUCUCGUGUGCCGCGUGUGGAAAAGCACAACAGCCGUGACCGUGACUGUGACCGCGAUUGUGACCGUGUUCGUGACCGUGUUCAAGACCGAGAGCAAAAUUCUUUCCCGUCUGAGCCCGAGCUUCGACGCUCUGACUCUCUCUUGUCCUUCCGUCUUGACCUUGACCUAGGCCCCUCACUCCUCAGCGAGCUGCUAGGGGUCAUGAGCCUUUCAGAAACCCCGGCCGCUGAGACCCCAGCCCCUGCUGCCAACGCCCCCGCCUCAGCAGCAACCCCUCCUGCCCCUCCUGCAGAACCCCCAGCCUGUGCCGUAACCACCCGAGACCCUAUAGCAAGCCCCCCAGCCCGUGAACAUUUCCCCAAUGGGGGAACUGCUGUGCUGGGCCCCGUGGCCGAGGUAAAGCCCAGUCCUGUGGGAGAGAAUCCCCAGGUACCUCCCAACAUGGCCUUUGGCAAGCAUGGAGCCAGCUGGGGGGCCAGCCAGGCCAGCCGGGCCAGCCGCCACUAUACCGAGAUGGAUGCUCGGCGGGAGCUGGCGGGGGUGCUACCACAAGUCCACGGCUCCUGGGAGAGCCUGAAUGAAGAAGAAUGGAGCGCACCUCCGGCCAGUACCCGGGCCCCGGUGCCCAGCACGGUGCAGGUCAAUGCCUUUGAAUUUGCUGAUGCUGAGGAAGAUGAUGAAGUCAAGGUGUGAGGGACUGGGCAUGGGCUCCAGGUCCUGCCGUCCUCAGGACUCAGAGAGCAGAGGGGCUGAGCUCACCCACCGCCCCCUUAACUGCUACG